Homarus americanus (American lobster) is the source of this 917-nucleotide messenger RNA. Its product is annotated as pro-resilin-like. The transcript is spliced from 3 exons. The coding region runs from base 61 to 840 and encodes 259 amino acids. The record is from RefSeq and is a predicted model, not a curated record. Gene Ontology annotation, cellular component: extracellular matrix. NCBI's taxonomy places the organism in Eukaryota, Metazoa, Arthropoda, Malacostraca, Decapoda, Nephropidae.
UAUAUAUAUACUCAGGUGCUCGUUGAGGGUGACAUUAGACUGGUUGGAUAAGCCGUCAUCAUGGCAGCUCAGAUAGUGAUAUUCUCAUGCCUUGUGAUGGUGGCCCUGGCGCGUCCUGAACAAUCAGCUCUCAAUCUCCAAAACUUCCAAUCAAGGUCUCCCAGAGUGCACAGCGUAACAGCACAUGCCAACUCUGAUGCUAUACCAUACACAUCACAAGGAGGUUUUCAGGGCAAGACUGCUGACUUCAAUCCCACAGCAUCUGCAUCAGCGGGAUACCAGGGCACCGCAGGUCACCAAACUUCUGCGAGGGGUCACCAGGCUCCAGCAUCUGUAGCCUACCAGGCUCCAAUUUACACAGCCUUUGACCAAAGUGGUGGAGGAGCUGGUGCAGGAUACCAGAACCCCGAGUCACCAGGAUACAGGGCUGGAGGCGGCAUUAUAUUCAGUGGUGUACCAUCUGGGGGGCAGGGAGGGAAGGCAGUUCCCGAGUACGAUGGUUCAACUUUCCACGGUGCCGACCAAGUGGCUCACCCCCACACCUUUGGAUACGCCGUCGAUGACUCCUACUUCGGGAACCAGCACGCUCACAAUGAGUACUCCGACGGGCAGACCACCAAGGGAUCCUACAGAGUGUUACUUCCGGAUGGCCGCACACAGGUCGUCAACUAUUCAGCCGAUGCCAAGAGUGGCUUCCAGGCUCAAGUGACCUAUGAGGGUGAAGCCAAACCAUAUCAGCCUCCUGAGAAGGCUGCUUCUGGCUUCAACCCACAAGCUGCUGGUGGAGGUGGAAGUCCCUCAUAUCAAGAACAACAAGCACUCUAUCGACCUUCUGCCUAGUGCAUUACACACACCCUCUACUACUUUGUUGAUUUUGUCUGUUAUGUGAUCUUUGUGUAAUACAAGAUAACAAUGGA